CUUCUAUCUGACUAUUCUUUCAAGAAGAACACAUGAAAGACAGCUUAAUUUUUAUUUUUUUUCUAUUUUCCAUUUCCAUUUCCAUUUUCAGUUCACAAAGAUUACAGAUCACACUUGUCUAUGUUUUAAAUUAAUAUACUCCUUAAUCUUCCACGAUCUUUUAGAUCAUACAGCAUCAAGACGAAAUUUUUAAUUUUAAUAAAUAAAUAGAUUCAGAAAACAAUUUUAAAAAAACCAAGAAACCUUUGACUUUCUAACAAAAUCAUGAAAUUGAGAUCAAUAGAGAGAUACCCAUUUGAGUUUUGGUGUUUAUGAUGGAGAAAAAAGCAAUAUUGGUGCUGUUGUUGUUGACAUUGAGUCUAAUCAGUGGUGAAGAACCAGAAAAGAUUGAUACCAAAAAGGCACCAUGGAGGAUCCACACUUUGUUUUCUGUAGAAUGUCAGAAUUACUUCGAUUGGCAAACGGUUGGACUUAUGCAUAGCUACAGGAAGGCUCAGCAACCUGGACCUAUUACAAGAUUGUUGAGUUGUACGGAAGAAGAGAGGAAGGGUUAUAGAGGGAUGGAGUUGGCUCCUACUUUUGAGAUUCCUUCUAUGAGUAAACAUCCUAAAACUGGUGAUUGGUAUCCUGCAAUUAACAAACCGGCUGGAGUUGUUCACUGGCUUAAAUACAGCAAAGAGGCAGAUAAUGUUGAUUGGGUUGUCAUACUGGAUGCAGACAUGAUCAUUCGAGGUCCAAUCGUACCAUGGGAGAUUGGGGCAGAGAAAGGGAAGCCUGUUUCUGCGUAUUAUGGGUAUUUAAUUGGUUGCGAUAAUAUUCUUGCAAAGCUGCAUACAAAGCAUCCUGAACUUUGUGACAAGGUUGGUGGGCUAUUAGCCAUGCAUAUAGAUGAUCUUCGAGCUUUGGCACCCCUAUGGCUUUCAAAGACUGAAGAAGUACGGGAAGACAAAGCUCACUGGCCAACCAACUAUACUGGUGAUAUCUACGGAACAGGGUGGAUCAGUGAGAUGUAUGGAUAUUCAUUUGGUGCUGCCGAGGUAGGACUCCGGCAUAAGAUCAAUGAUAACUUGAUGAUAUACCCUGGCUAUACUCCACGAGAGGGUAUUGAACCUAUUCUUAUGCAUUAUGGCUUACCUUUUAAUGUUGGAAACUGGUCAUUCAGUAAACUAGACCAUCAUGAAGACGACAUUGUCUAUGAUUGCAACCGGCUCUUCCCUGAACCUCCUUAUCCCCGCGAGAUAACACAGAUGGAACCUGAUCAUAACAAAAGGAGGGCACUGUUUCUGAAUAUUGAGUGCAUUAAUACCAUGAAUGAGGGCCUUUUAUUACAGCAUGCUGCCUUUAAAUGUCCUAAGCCAAAGUGGUCAAAGUAUCUAAGCUUCUUAAAGAGUAAAACGUUCGCAGAACUAAGUCGGCCAAAACGUUUGACUGCCCAAAGUCGACAGAUGAUGGAGGUUGAAAUUCAUAAAGAAGUUGAUAAUGAGCCUGAAAAGCCACACCCAAAAAUCCACACCAUUUUCUCUACAGAAUGCUCAUCUUACUUUGAUUGGCAAACAGUGGGGCUUGUCCACAGUUUUUACAAGAGCGGUCAGCCAGGGAACAUCACAAGGCUUUUAAGCUGUACAGAUGAAGAUUUAAAGCAAUACAAAGGCCAUGAUCUAGCUCCCACCCACUAUGUACCAUCCAUGAGCCGACAUCCAUUAACCGGAGAUUGGUAUCCAGCAAUCAACAAACCGGCUGCAGUUCUUCAUUGGAUGAAUCAUGUGAAGACGGAUGCUGAAUACAUUGUAAUUCUUGAUGCUGACAUGAUCAUGAGAGGACCAAUAACACCAUGGGAAUUCAAUGCUGGUCGCAGUCGACCUGUUUCAACUCCUUAUGACUACCUUAUCGGCUGUGACAACAUACUGGCAAAGCUCCACACUCACCAUCCUGAAGCUUGUGACAAGGUUGGGGGCGUAAUCGUUAUGCAUGUAGAUGAUCUACGGAAAUUUGCACUGCAGUGGCUGCACAAAACUGAGGAGGUCCGACUUGAUAGAUCUCAUUGGUCCAAGAACAUAACAGGAGAUGUGUAUGAAGCUGGGUGGAUUAGUGAGAUGUAUGGUUACUCAUUUGGUGCUGCAGAGUUGAAUCUACGGCACAUCAUAAGCGACAAGAUUCUGAUAUACCCAGGAUAUGUUCCUACACCUGGUGUUAAUUAUAGAGUCUUCCACUAUGGCUUGGAAUAUAGGGUUGGUAAGUGGAGUUUUGACAAAGCAAACUGGAGACACGCCGACUUGGUUAACAAAUGUUGGGCUAAGUUUCCUGAUCCUCCUGAUCCAUCAUCACUUGAUCAAACUGACAACAAUUCCUUACAGCGCGACUUGCUUAGCAUAGAAUGUGCAACGACGUUGAAUGAAGCGCUUCGUUUACACCACGAGAGGAGAAAAUGUCCAGAUCCUAACACUAUUUCCACGCCCAAACGUGAAAGAGUAAAUCAGGACAGAGUCAAUGAAACUAGAACCAAUUCUGAAACAAGAACCCGUGCUGAAAGUAGAACCGAUGCUGAAACUAAAACCGAUGCUGAAACUAGAACUGAUGCUGAAACUAGAACUGAUGCUGAAACUAGAACCGAUGUUGAAGCUAGAACCGAUGCUGAAGCUAGAACCAAUGCUGAAGCUAGAAUGGCUGUUGAAAUUACAACUUCAAGGAAGUUUGGAAACGUUGAUGACGUUCAGGCCUUGAAGCACGACGAAAUGCCCAAAAAUAAUUCUAAGAAAUCCUCCCAAGUUGAAACGCCAAACGGAACAUUCACUUCUAUGAGAUUUUGGAUCAUGGUUUUGUGGGCGGUUUCAAUCUUCGGCUUCUUAGGUGUCAUGUCCGUCAUGCUUAGAGGGCGUAAGGGAUUGAAAAAGAGAGGUAAAGGUUACAAGUCUAAGAGAAGAACUACAUAUUCUGGUUUCUGGGAUACAAAUGGACAGGAUAGGCAUCUACGCAACGCUGAAACAGCAUAGAAAGCUCUGUUCUUGGUACAAAUGACAAAGUUCUUUGCAUAUCAAACAUGGUCAUUCGCGCCAAGGUCCUUGUAAGUUCAUUAUUUUAGCAGAGACGAAGAAAAAACGUUUCUUUUAAUCGAGUUAGUAUUUGGUGCUGCUGGAUGGAAUGGAAGAUGUUUUUCUAUGUUCUGUUUGAUUAAAUCAAUUUCACAUGAAGUUGUUAGUCUACAAUUGCCUAAAUAGGUCUAUGCCUAGGGGGAAAAAACAUAAUGUUAGUACAAGUUCAGAAAUAGAGUUUUUUUUGGCCUAAUGCUUUUUUUUUUCCUAGAUAAAAAAAGUAGUAAAGUUCCUUUUGUUUUAAAUAAUUACAAUUCUUUUGUAUUGUAAUUUUCUGCAGAUGUAAGUUUCACAGGUAUAACAUGUUUCAAGUUGUGUUUCAUAAGUAA
Messenger RNA from Solanum dulcamara, 3418 nucleotides. Its product is annotated as peptidyl serine alpha-galactosyltransferase. The transcript has 8 exons. Gene Ontology annotation, molecular function: glycosyltransferase activity. Lineage: Eukaryota; Viridiplantae; Streptophyta; Magnoliopsida; Solanales; Solanaceae. Bases 312 to 2990 code for a protein of 892 amino acids. The record is from RefSeq and is a predicted model, not a curated record.